Molecule: messenger RNA, 4365 nt
Organism: Paramecium primaurelia
Lineage: Eukaryota; Ciliophora; Oligohymenophorea; Peniculida; Parameciidae
Source: the annotation of a GenBank genome assembly
AUGUAAAUAUACCCUAUAUAUGGCGAUGAUUCUCCUAUAAAUGAAGUUACAUCUGGGAGUGGACAUAAAAGUGGAUCAAAUUAAAUGAAGAAACUUCAUAUAGCUAAGACUUCUCGAUAUCUGUAUUAGAAUAUUGUAAAGAAUAGAUUGCCACUUUAUAAUCCACCUUCAAUUGAAUCAAGAAUCACAUUGUCAAGAACAGACUCUCAUUUGAAGUUAAGUUUUGUUAGCCAUUCAUAACAGAUGAGGAGGAAUGCAAAAUGUGAAUUUCGUCAAAUAAGUAGAAAAUUGAUUCAUGCAAUGAAUUUUGUGAAAGAACUUAGAUAAUAUGCUGAAUAAUUAAGGACAUAACAUAUGGAAUAUAAAUAUCGGCAUCGUAACUUUUUGCCUUUGUACCCAGAUGAUAAAAUAUAUAUCAUAUGGAUAGUUUUAAUGAAAGGGUUGCAUUGCUUUGCCUCAAUAAUUUUGCCUUUUGAAUUGGCAUUCCAAGUAUUGUAGCUAAAAAUAUUAAGGGAGUCGGAACAAUAGUGACUCAAAUACUUUCUGCAAUAUUUGCAAUAGAUAUCCUCUUUAAUUGCAUAAGUUGUCACAUAGAUGAGCAUAACAUUCUUUUGCAUACUUUCGAUGCAAUAAUUCCCUAUUAUGUAAAAAGAUGGUUUUUAAUUGAUUUAAUAUCUAUAAUCCCAUUCGAAGAUUUCGAAAGUACUUAAAUAUUGGGAUUAAUGAGAUUACUUAGAAUAGCUAAAUAUUUUAUGUAUGAAAGACGUGAAAAUUACCAUACAGCAAAUGAUAUAAUUAAGAAGAAGGAAAUUAUAGUAAUUGAAGAUUUAUCUUAUAGAGAAGAUUAUAAUAUAGAUUUAAGAAUAAGAAGAGUAGUAACCAUAUUUAUAGAUAUGGUAAUAUUGACUCAUAUAUUUGCAUGUUUAUGGUUUUGGAGUGCUAGAAUAGAUGAAUUUAAUUAGGAUACAUGGGUUGUAAGAGAGAAUGUUUAAGAUUUUAAUAUAGGAAAAUAGUAUCUUAUUUGUUUUUAUUGGGCCAUAUAAACAGUGACUGUUAUAGGAUAUGGAGAUGUUGCUGCUCAUACAUCUUUUGAAUUCUUUCUUCAAAUUAUAUGGAUGCUAAUUGGAGUUGGAUUUUAUUCAUUUACUAUAGGUGAUAUUACUUGCAUUUUAGUAAAUGUUAAUCCACGUUAAGAAUAUGAAGAUUAAUUAAUAUUAUUAGAGGAAUUGGGAGAUUAAACAUUUAUGAUUGAUGAAAUACUCAAAGAAUUAAUACAAUUUGCUAAAUUUAAUAUAUCUCAUAAUCCAUUUUGGGCACGUAAUACAAUUGAGAUGGUAUAAGCUUUACCUUGGAGUAUGAGAUAAUAUGUUAUUGCAUCAACUCAUAGAGAAAUAUUAAAAAUGGUUCCAUUUAUUGCCAAUGAUAUUAAUUUCUCUACUAUGGUAUUACCUUAUUGUACUUUUGCUAAAUAUGAUGAAUAUUCUACAAUAUAUCAUAUAGGUUAAAGUUCUUCUGAUUUCUAUUAUUUAUUAAGUGGUGAUGUAAGAUUAUCUGAUGCUUCUGGUGAAUGUAUAAUAAGAGUUAUGGAAGGAACAGUUUUUGGAGAAGUAGAAUCAAUUGAAUAAACUUUAAGAAGAUGGCAUGCUCAUGCUGUUACAAAAAGUGUUGUUUUAAUGUGCCCAGGUAGAUUUUUUGAAUCUUUAAUCAAAUAAAAUUCUACUCAGUUUUUUGAAUUAUAUUAGAUGUAUAAAAGAAGGAAAAUCUUAUUAUCUGAUUAUGCAGAAUAAAAAUAAAGUAAUAUUUAUAUAUUAAUUAUUUUAGGAUAAGCUGUUAGACUUAAAAGAUCUACAGCCAUAAUUGUAGAAGGUAAGGUAGUUUAAACACAAUAAGUUAGGAGAUCAAGUGAAAAUAGAUAAUAAUUCAAAUCAAAAAUAGAUUGUAGAAAUUACAUCAGUGUAUAAUAGGAUUUAAUGUUAUCAGUUGUUGGUUAAAAAUAAGCAAGGAAGAAAUUAUUAAGAGAGAAAUUUAGAUUGGUAUAUUUUAUAUAUAUAUAUAUAUUUAAAGGCUGUUGAUAGAAUUAAAUAAAUGAUAGUUAGAACAAAGAAAAGAAGAGGUGCAUUAGUUGCAGNCAUAUGGAUAGUUUUAAUGAAAGGGUUGCAUUGCUUUGCCUCAAUAAUUUUGCCUUUUGAAUUGGCAUUCCAAGUAUUGUAGCUAAAAAUAUUAAGGGAGUCGGAACAAUAGUGACUCAAAUACUUUCUGCAAUAUUUGCAAUAGAUAUCCUCUUUAAUUGCAUAAGUUGUCACAUAGAUGAGCAUAACAUUCUUUUGCAUACUUUCGAUGCAAUAAUUCCCUAUUAUGUAAAAAGAUGGUUUUUAAUUGAUUUAAUAUCUAUAAUCCCAUUCGAAGAUUUCGAAAGUACUUAAAUAUUGGGAUUAAUGAGAUUACUUAGAAUAGCUAAAUAUUUUAUGUAUGAAAGACGUGAAAAUUACCAUACAGCAAAUGAUAUAAUUAAGAAGAAGGAAAUUAUAGUAAUUGAAGAUUUAUCUUAUAGAGAAGAUUAUAAUAUAGAUUUAAGAAUAAGAAGAGUAGUAACCAUAUUUAUAGAUAUGGUAAUAUUGACUCAUAUAUUUGCAUGUUUAUGGUUUUGGAGUGCUAGAAUAGAUGAAUUUAAUUAGGAUACAUGGGUUGUAAGAGAGAAUGUUUAAGAUUUUAAUAUAGGAAAAUAGUAUCUUAUUUGUUUUUAUUGGGCCAUAUAAACAGUGACUGUUAUAGGAUAUGGAGAUGUUGCUGCUCAUACAUCUUUUGAAUUCUUUCUUCAAAUUAUAUGGAUGCUAAUUGGAGUUGGAUUUUAUUCAUUUACUAUAGGUGAUAUUACUUGCAUUUUAGUAAAUGUUAAUCCACGUUAAGAAUAUGAAGAUUAAUUAAUAUUAUUAGAGGAAUUGGGAGAUUAAACAUUUAUGAUUGAUGAAAUACUCAAAGAAUUAAUACAAUUUGCUAAAUUUAAUAUAUCUCAUAAUCCAUUUUGGGCACGUAAUACAAUUGAGAUGGUAUAAGCUUUACCUUGGAGUAUGAGAUAAUAUGUUAUUGCAUCAACUCAUAGAGAAAUAUUAAAAAUGGUUCCAUUUAUUGCCAAUGAUAUUAAUUUCUCUACUAUGGUAUUACCUUAUUGUACUUUUGCUAAAUAUGAUGAAUAUUCUACAAUAUAUCAUAUAGGUUAAAGUUCUUCUGAUUUCUAUUAUUUAUUAAGUGGUGAUGUAAGAUUAUCUGAUGCUUCUGGUGAAUGUAUAAUAAGAGUUAUGGAAGGAACAGUUUUUGGAGAAGUAGAAUCAAUUGAAUAAACUUUAAGAAGAUGGCAUGCUCAUGCUGUUACAAAAAGUGUUGUUUUAAUGUGCCCAGGUAGAUUUUUUGAAUCUUUAAUCAAAUAAAAUUCUACUCAGUUUUUUGAAUUAUAUUAGAUGUAUAAAAGAAGGAAAAUCUUAUUAUCUGAUUAUGCAGAAUAAAAAUAAAGUAAUAUUUAUAUAUUAAUUAUUUUAGGAUAAGCUGUUAGACUUAAAAGAUCUACAGCCAUAAUUGUAGAAGGUAAGGUAGUUUAAACACAAUAAGUUAGGAGAUCAAGUGAAAAUAGAUAAUAAUUCAAAUCAAAAAUAGAUUGUAGAAAUUACAUCAGUGUAUAAUAGGAUUUAAUGUUAUCAGUUGUUGGUUAAAAAUAAGCAAGGAAGAAAUUAUUAAGAGAGAAAUUUAGAUUGGUAUAUUUUAUAUAUAUAUAUAUAUUUAAAGGCUGUUGAUAGAAUUAAAUAAAUGAUAGUUAGAACAAAGAAAAGAAGAGGUGCAUUAGUUGCAGAUCCAGAUUAUAAAAUUAUAAGAGAAUUGAUUGCUACAAGAAGUCAAUAGACAAUUUAAACUAAUAUGUUUGAGAGUAAUAAUUAUUUACAAAAAUUAAUGAAUAAAUUUGGUAAAGUUGUAGAAGAAGAAAAUUUAGUAUAAUCUUUUAUAAUAAAAAAAAAAUAAGAAUCUUAUGAAAAAAUUAAGAGAAUGAAAUUUAAGAAACUUGUUUGUGAAUGGAAUAAAAGUAAACAUCGUAAAUCAGUAAAAAGAGAAAUUGAUCUUUAUUAUUCAUGGUUUCAUGAAUUAAUAUAUUAAGAACUUUUAUAAACUAGAAUUGAUCAAAAAUAAAAGAUCAAAACUAAAUAAGAUAAUAUUAGAAAGAAUUCAGUUUAAUAACUUAAAGUAUUAAAUUUAAAUGUUAAUUAUAUAAUACAAUUAGCAAUGAAAUUUUCAAUUCACAAAUUUGAAAUAAUGAAAACUGAAAGAGAAAUUGAUCUAAUUAUUGAUGAAUGCCAAUCUAUUGUGUAAUAAAUUAUGUGA